Molecule: messenger RNA, 1971 nt
Organism: Hypomesus transpacificus
Lineage: Eukaryota; Metazoa; Chordata; Actinopteri; Osmeriformes; Osmeridae
Gene: vsig8a
Product: V-set and immunoglobulin domain containing 8a
Exons: 8
Coding region: 455-1483 (342 amino acids)
Source: RefSeq, a predicted model, not a curated record
UGUAAGAUCGCCAAUAAUCGUGCAUUGCUUGGUAUUUUAGCGACAAUGCUCUUGGUACCCAGUAAGCCAUGGUCUUGACAUCUUGAGUGUCACUUUCAUAUAGGUCUUGCUGGUGUGAAUAUGUUUCAAACUUCUCCAAUUUGUACCACAAAGACAACCAUUGUUGAAUGCAAAACCAGUCAGGGGGUGGGGUGAGGCAAAUGCAUGGUGUCGUCGGUUGAUCAACCAGUUCCUUGUCACCUGAGAUCCCAUUGUUGACAUCACAUGAACGCUCUCAAGUAGGCUCUCCUUAUUCGAAACAGGAGGUACUCAAUGUACGAAAUAUGGAGGUCUGCGGGAAUAUAAAACUUGAUAAUCGACUUCACUUUCGCCGUUGAUUCGAAUAAUCUCUUCUCUCAAACGCUCUUCGUGAGACCAAGAUAGGCUGCAUUCUACAUCCUGCCGUCUGGCUCCGAUGAUGCGGUUACCCGGCGGUUGUCUGUCUGUCCUGGUGAUGUUAGCCACCAUAACACUCCUUAAUGUAGGUUACAGCAGGUCGCUGCAGCUAACCUCCACAGGACCGCAGACGAUCAAGCGGGCCGAGGGGGAGAGUGUGACACUGGGAUGCACGUACACGCCAGGCAGCUCGGACACCGGAGAACUGGACAUCGAAUGGUCAGUGGUCAGCCCAGAUACCACUAAGAAAGACCAGCUGCUCCUCUCUUAUACCGGGGGGCGGAAGUAUAUCCAUGGCAACCCCCAGCUCGUCGAGGGGCUGGACUUUGCUGCAGGUGACCCCUCCCUUGGUGACGCGUCCCUGAUCGUCGCCUCGCUGUCACCCAGCCAUUCUGCCACCUACCAGUGCAAAGUGAAGAAGUCUCCUGGGGUAGACAUGUGGAAGGUCUCUCUGGUUGUUAUGGUGAAGCCGUCGAAGCCCAAGUGCUGGGUGGAGGGUGGAGAGGAGGUGGGCAUGCCUGUCUCUCUCCACUGCAAGUCUGACCAGGGAUCCACUCCUCUCAGCUACGCCUGGACUGUAGAUCGAGUGGGCCCAGUCUCCACGGCCACCAUACAGAACAGCGUGACAGGUGAGCUGCUGAUCAGGAACCACUCAGAGAGCUUCGCUGGUGUCUACCUGUGUGAGGUCACCAACGCCGUGGGGGCGGAGCGCUGCCGAAUCAGGCUGAGAGCUGUCAAACCUCCUAACCGAGCAGGGGUGAUCGCUGGGACAGUGGUGGGUUCUCUCCUCCUCCUCAUCAUCAUCGUGCUGCUCUUCUGCGUCUUCCUCUACAAGUGGAGAGGCAGCCCGCGGUACGAGAAGGAGGUGGCCAACGAGAUCAGGGAGGACGCCCCCGCCCCAGAGAGCCGUCCGGGAAGCCGAGGAGGCAGCCUGUACUACAGCCAGGUCCCCAGCUCCCAGACCGGCCGCACGGACGCAGCACUGGGCUCCAACAGCACAGGGGACGUGCCUCUCAAGUACGACCGUCAGUACGGGUACAUAGUGUGACUCUGGACAGGUGGAGAAGGGUCUGGAAUGCUCUGGGAUGAUAUAGAAUGCUCUAGAAUGAUCUGGGAUAUUCUAGAAUGAUCCUGGAUGAUAUAGAAUGCUUUAGAAUGAUCUGGGAUAUUCUAGAAUGAUCCUGGAUGAUAUAGAAUGCUCUAGAAUGAUCUAGAAUGCGCUUGAAUGGUCUGGAAUGGUACAGAACCUGCCAGGGUACGUGAAUGGGACCACCAGGGACGGACUAAAGUGUUGUUUUUGUGUGUUUUGCUGAAAAGUUCUCAAGGUACUCAGAAUUAUAGAAACUUGGGAUUGUGUUUUUCCCUUUGCGGAAGAGGUGUGUGCCUGAAGGAAAGUACCGAAGGACGUAUGAGUCUAUAAUAGUUCUAUUGUGAAAAAGCAAAAUGUUGUCUGUUUGAUUGAAAGUUGUUUGUGAAUAGGACAUUUGAUUUUAUAAUUGAAAAGUUAGCUAUAAUAAAUGUUUGUUAUUGAUGUCA